Molecule: messenger RNA, 3912 nt
Organism: Fusarium venenatum
Lineage: Eukaryota; Fungi; Ascomycota; Sordariomycetes; Hypocreales; Nectriaceae
Biological process (GO): nucleoside metabolic process
Molecular function (GO): catalytic activity; protein binding
Source: RefSeq, a predicted model, not a curated record
AUGGACCGACGGCGAUUAUCAGUUGAUCACGAUGACACACGACAAGCAAAACGGCAUAAGGCCAUCGCUCACCGAUACGAAGUCCCUUCAUAUGCCCGCUAUACCGUCGCAUGGAUUUGCGCGUUGCACAUAGAGAUGGCCGCGGCGCGCGCCAUGCUCGAUGAACGACAUCCUAGUCUCCCCGGGCGAGUCAAUGACACCAACUCAUACGUCCUGGGAACCAUGCAUAAACACGACAUUGUUAUAGCCUGCCUACCAGCAGAUCAGUAUGGGACGAACAAUGCCGCAAGCGUUCUCAGCAACAUGAAAAGCACUUUUCCCAAUAUCAAAAUUGGUCUAAUGGUGGGAAUUGGUGGCGGGGUUCCUACCAAGGCCGAUAUACGACUUGGGGAUAUCGUUGUAGGCAUCAGGGUCAUGCAAUUUGACCUUGGAAAGACAUUGAGUGGAGGUUUCCAGAGGACCGCCAUUCCGAAGAUACCCGACAGUUCUAUCCGUACCGUCAUUUCGAAUCUACGAUCUGAACAUGAGUUGAAGACUAGCCGAGUCCCAAUGAUCCUCGAGGAUAAGAUGAACGAGUACCCUGCAUACUGCCUACCAGAUGAAGCGGACCGCCUUUUUCAAUCGACAUACAGUCAUGAGUCGUCGAAAUCUGAUUGUGAUAGGUGCGACCAAUCCAAGCUGGAACCAAGAAAGAUUCGUGGCUCAACAAAUCCUGUCAUUCACUACGGUGCCAUUGCUUCUGGGAACCAGGUCAUGAAAGAUGCCACUACUCGCGACGAGAUCGCUCGCGAACUGGAUGUUAUCUGUUUCGAGAUGGAAGCUGCAGGUCUGAUGGACAUUAUGCCUUGUCUGCCGAUUCGUGGCAUAUGCGACUAUUCUGACUCCCAUAAAGCCAAAGAGUGGCAGCGCUAUGCAGCAGCAACAGCAGCGGCCUAUGCCUACGAGUUCCUGGAGGUUUGGGGAGGAGAUGCCCAGUCAGCCGAAAAUGAUCACUUACUGACCCAGAAUGAGAAUGUUAUACCAUCCGGGCGUUGUGAAAGACUGUUAGAAUACCUUGAUUUUGAAGACAUCGAUUCUCGAAAGAUCACCAUCAAGACUGCUUAUUCCAAGACUUGUCAAUGGUUUCUCAAGCAUCCUGACUUCCUUUCCUGGACGAACCCAGAGGAAAUAUCAAAGCACCAUGGCUUUCUUUGGAUCAAAGGCAAACCAGGAGCAGGCAAAUCAACAAUAAUGAAGUUCCUCUACUCAAGGGCGAAAAAAAAGGACCGCAAAUGCCAGACCCUGACAGGUUCUUUCUUUUUUAACGCUCGGGGAGCAGAGUUAGAAAAGACAGUUUCUGGCAUGUACAGAUCAUUGCUGUUGCAGCUUUUGAAGGGAUUUCCUGACCUUCAAUGUGUCUUGGACAACCCUGAAUUAGUGCCUCUAGCUCAAGCGGGUUGCCCCUCGCUCAAUGUUCUCAAAGACCUCCUUCGAAACGCGGUUCUAAGACUAGCUCAACGGUCUUUUACCUGUUAUAUCGAUGCUCUCGACGAGUGUGACGAGCAGCAAGUGAUGGACAUGGUCGAAUAUUUCGAAGAACUCGCCGAACAAUGUACAGAGGAUUGUGUGCGUCUUCAAAUAUGUUUCUCUAGUCGCCAUUACCCAUUCAUUGACAUAAGGCGGGGCCUUUGUCUUAUUCUGGAGGAACAAGCAGGCCAUACUAGCGACCUCGAGACUUAUAUCAAAUCUCAUCUACGAGUGAGAGACCCGCCACUGCUAACAGAGCUCCAAGAAAAGAUGCUUGAGAAGGCUGCCGGGGUGUUCAUGUGGGUUGUCCUCGUUGUUGAGGUAUUGAAUGCUGAGAAUCGUCGUGGCCGUCUUUCCCUUAAGACAAGACUCGAAGAGGUUCCUAGUGGAUUGAGUGAGUUAUUCAAGGACCUUUUGAGGAGAGACAAAACCAAUAUGGAAGAAUUACUGCUUUCUAUACUGUGGAUUCUUCUUAGUAAGCGGCCCCUGAAUCCAGAGGAAUAUUAUCAUGCUCUUUGGUCAGGUCUCUCGUUAGAAGGAUUAGCAGAUCUUGACCUCCCAGGGAGCAACGCAGCUGACGCCAAUGAUUGCUUUGAUCGAUGUGUGAUCAGCUCAUCGAAAGGACUUGCAGAGAUCACAAAGGCGAAGCAACCGACAGUCCAAUUCAUACAUGAAUCGGUUCGAGACUUUCUCAUCAAAGAUAAGGGCCUCCACGAGCUAUGGCCCGAAAUUAGAGCAGAUUGGGAGAGCUUCGGCCAUGACAGGCUGAAGCUAUGCUGCCACUCUUAUGUCAAAGUUACUGAGACUGAGAGACAGCAACCCUUACCACCUGAUAUGGAAAAGACCUACCCCUUUCUGGAAUACGCCAGCCAAUUCGUUCUACACCAUGCCGAUCACGCUAGUAACGCGGUUUGCCAGGAAGCUUUCUUGAAUCAUUUUCCAACUUCUAUAUGGAUUACCAUUGUCAACACCUUUGAGAAGUACAAGAUUCGAAGAUACACUGGAGAUGCAACACUUAUCUACAUUCUGGCAGAUCGAGACCACUCUGGUCUGAUUCGCACAUUAGUGAAAGCUGAUCCUGAAAAUCACGACAUCAAUCGUCCGGCAGAAAAAGAAAGAUACCGAUAUCCUCUCAUAGCUGCCAUGGCCAAAGGACAUAAGAAUAGCGUGGUUGAGCUCUUGGGUUUGCCUUCAACUGUAUACGAUGGAGUUGAUAUCACUGAAGCUUUGGUACGCAACAUAGAUACUCAAGUGCAACGUGAUCGCAAUCCACUAUUGUGGGCUUGUGAGCACGGUCACCUUGCAAUCGUCAAAAUACUUUUGUCAAAGCCUCAGCACAAACCUGAGAACAGCAAAAAUGCUUGUACACCGCUCAUGCUUGCGUCAAAGAAUGGGCAUAUAGAGAUCGUAAAGUUUUUGAUUGACGACGGAGCGGAUAUUCAUGCCAACAUCAAGCAAGAAAAUGCUAUCUCAUUAGCAUCAGCGAACGGCCACGUUGGAACAGUCAGGAUUCUAUUUGACGCAGGAGCAGACCCUUGGUAUCGUAACGCCCAGGGCGCUUCUCUACUAUGUCUUGCUGUAAGGAGCACUAACGAGCAAGUGGUGAGGUUCUUCUUGGAAGAAGUUGCAAUCAAUAAUGAGGAGGGAAGCUUUGGUUUUGUCAACAGGAAGGAUGAGUCUGGUUUAACACCGCUUCAUUAUGCUGUACGUCAAAAGGGGUCUGUGGAGGUGAUGGCAUUGCUCCUUGCAUAUGGAGCAGAUAUUCAUGCCCGAGAUUUCAAAGGUAAUACAUGCCUCAUGUUGGCGGUAACAAAGGAAGGAGUGGAAUUUCUGCUCGAAAAUGGAGCAGAUGUCACUACUCAAAACGAAGAUGGCUUCUCGUGUCUGCAUGAAGCAAUACGUAGCACAACUCUUUUUAUGAACUAUCGGCUCUUGGUCAAGAUCUAUCCGGUCUUGCUCAAGAACGGAGCAAACGUCAAUGCACGAGAUCGUCACGGCAGGACGUGCCUACAUCUUAUUAGCUCAAUUACUUGGACUUUGCCACCCAUGGACGCUGUGUUUCGACUUCUUGAUUUGCACAAGAUCGAACCAAACGCUCGCGAUUACGUUGGCAACACACCUUUGCACUAUUUGUACCAGGCUGAACGCGCGGCAUUAUCACCUUUCCUCAAACAAUUCAGCGUGGAUUUAAACGCAAAGAACCAUAAAGGGGAGACACCAUUGCACCAUGCUUCACAGAUGGGAACUAUCCAUUUCGUAAGGACGUUGUUAGAACGAGGGGCGAAUAUCAAUUCUGUCGACAACAACGGCCAAACACCACUGGAUCGGGCGUUUAGUAAAGACCUUGUGGAUCUUCUUGUCGCAAAAGGCGGGAUUAAAGGCACCAUAUCACGUACGGAUGGCUGA